AUGGAUUCUUCGUCUGCUUCUUCACAGGAUCCCACCUCCAUUCUCCAAAAUGUUACCUUCAGCCGCAGCGAAGGGUCCCCGGUGUCUACUGACGAUGCUGUCACUGCAUCAGACCUACUUCUUGGUGCCUUCGAUCCCUCCAAACUGCAUCCAAUGGCUGGUCUAGAGGAUAAGCUCGACUAUCUCUUGUUAGAUGAUGACAAAACCAGUGAUCUCCCCGGCUCCAGCACGGCAAUUCCCUCUCGGGGCUGGAGUGAUGACUUGAGUUAUGGUACUGGCACUAUGUACCUAAGCGGUCUCGCCCUUGGCGGUGUAUGGGGUUUGCGUGAAGGCGCGCGAAGACCCUUAGCAGUGUCUAACGCAAGGCUGCGGAUCAACAGCAUCCUGAACUCCGUAACGCGAAGAGGGACAUUCAUUGGCAACUCAGCAGGCGUCUUAGCCCUUGUCUAUAACGGUCUAAAUUCCAGUAUUGACGGCAUACGAGGCAAACACGAUAUACUUGGGAGCAUGGCUGCCGGAGGGCUUACCGGGGCGCUGUACAAAUCUACCGCUGGAGUUAAGCCUGCACUAGCGGCAGCAACGUUUGUGUCAGCACUUGCAGGAUUAUGGAGCUAUGUGAAACGAAACGUCUAA
This is a messenger RNA of Fibroporia radiculosa, 633 nucleotides long. RefSeq lists its product as uncharacterized. Gene Ontology annotation, molecular function: transmembrane protein transporter activity. The transcript is spliced from 4 exons. Lineage: Eukaryota; Fungi; Basidiomycota; Agaricomycetes; Polyporales; Fibroporiaceae. The coding region runs from base 1 to 633 and encodes 210 amino acids. Gene Ontology annotation, biological process: protein import into mitochondrial matrix. The record is from RefSeq and is a predicted model, not a curated record. Gene Ontology annotation, cellular component: TIM23 mitochondrial import inner membrane translocase complex; mitochondrial inner membrane.